AUGGCAAUGGACAUGAUUGACCGCAAGCUUCUCAACCUGAUCCAGGGUCCCUUCCCCAUGGUUGAGAAACCCUACCUGGACCUGGCGGAACAACUGGAAACCACUGAAGACGACGUACUGGCACGGCUCACCGACCUGAAGAGGCAGAACGUCCUCCGUCAGAUCAGCGCCAUCUUCGACACCCGGCGCCUGGGCUACAAGACCACCCUGGUGGCCAUGGCCUUCGAGCCGGAAAAGCUGCACCGCGCGGCAAUGGAAAUAAACCGCCACCCCGGCGUCAGCCAUAACUACGCCCGCGAGGGCUCCUACUACAACCUGUGGUUCACCCUCGCAGUGCCGCCGGAGCAUGACCUGGAGGCCACGGCGAACCACAUGGGCCGCAAGACCGGGGCCGUGGAGUCCCGGGAUCAUGCCGACCAUCCGGUUCUUCAAGAUCGGCGUGAAUUUCGACAUGGUGAACCAGCAAGGCUCGUCGUUUAA
This is a messenger RNA of Geodia barretti, 480 nucleotides long. NCBI's taxonomy places the organism in Eukaryota, Metazoa, Porifera, Demospongiae, Tetractinellida, Geodiidae. The record is from the annotation of a GenBank genome assembly.